This is a messenger RNA of Dreissena polymorpha, 2095 nucleotides long. RefSeq names its product kelch-like protein 24. Gene Ontology annotation, molecular function: protein binding. The transcript is spliced from 2 exons. NCBI's taxonomy places the organism in Eukaryota, Metazoa, Mollusca, Bivalvia, Myida, Dreissenidae. The record is from RefSeq and is a predicted model, not a curated record. Bases 173 to 1933 code for a protein of 586 amino acids.
CUUGGGUAAUCCGAUGUACAGAGGAUGGGCCUCGUUAAUGUACAAUUAACCAAUGAAAACCGUUGUUACAAAACGAUUAGUUGCAGUUGACAGGAGCUUAGAAAUGACAUACAUCGCAUAUGUUAUUCAUCAGCUGACCCUUUCUUUCUAAUAACAACUGGCUGCCUUCAAAAUGGCAGGAAUGCGAUGCCAGAGGAAAGUGGAUGGCAACUACGUGCUUCAAGAAAUUAGUUAUGGCAUUGAUCUUUUGAAAAACCUGAAUGAAAUGCGCAUCAAACGCCUAUUCACUGACACAGUUCUUUGCCUUGGUCAGGAAGAAUUUCCAUGCCAUAAAAAUAUACUCUCAGCAAGCAGUCCCUACUUUCAAGCCAUGUUCACAAACGAUCUAAGAGAAAACAGAGACAUGCGAGUCCAUUUCGACGAUAUUUCACCGUGGACUUUCAAAAGAAUAAUUGACUAUGUCUAUACCGGUAAACUAGAGAUCUCAACUGACAAUGCUCAAGAAAUGCUAGCUGCUGGCUGUAGAUUUCAGUACCCUGCCAUUGUAGAUGCUUGUUGUGAUUUCCUUCAAAGUGAACUCCAUCCAUCAAAUUGUCUCGGAAUUCACUUAUUCGCCCAAGUUCAUUCCUGUAAGAGUCUAGAGGACAGUUCAUCCAAAUAUGCUCUUGACAAUUUUUCACAAUUAGUUCAGUAUGAUGAAUUUUUAGAGCUUUCGUACGAACAACUUCUAGCAUUUGUUGCUAGUGACUUGAUUGAGGUUAGAAAUGAAGAGACUGUAUACAAUGCUGUGAUGCGCUGGAUCAAGUUUGACGUUGACGAACGAAAACAAUAUGUAUUACAGUUUCUUCAAGAAGUGAGACUGCCUGUGAUGAACAUCAAUAACUUGAGAAGCAUGGAGAAUGAGCCAUUGAUUAAAAACUGUGAGGAAUGCCUUAAACUUGUUUUAGAGGCACAGGUGAAGCACGAGACAAUCCAUGACAGAUAUGGACGUCGGCGGCGAAGCAUGCAGGAUACCCAGUUCCACCCUCGUCCCUCCACAAUAGCAAAAGAGGUAUUAGUAGUUGUAGGUGGAAUAAAUGGAUAUGUAACGAGAACCGUAGAAAUGUUCGAUCCCCAGAAGGAUACUUGGAGUUCACUGCCAGACUUGCCCAGACCCGUGACGUGGUUCAGUGUGUCAGCUGUUGUGAACUGUAUCAUUGUGGCUGGCGGCAUUUUGGACGGCAGGAUUAUUGACAGUGUCUGGAAGUUUGACACUAGGGGAAGAGAGUGGCAUGAGAUCUCCCACAUGACCCAACCGCGAGCCAAACAUUCAUCUGCCGUUCUGUACGAUAGGCUGUAUAUUUUUGGUGGAGUGACGUUUACCGCAAAUUUCGACAUGGUCGACCAAGGUUGUAUAGAAUGCUUUGACCCUGCCAAGAAUCAGUGGACAGUAGUUGGUCAUUCCUUGUUUCCUAGAACUCUAUCAAAGAUCGUACCUAUCGGGAAUCUCCUUGUCGAAGUAGGGGGAUUGCAGGGUGACGCCAAGGUGAACACUAUGGUGUGUUAUGAAGGCUCAGUGGAAAACAUUGCUGUGAAGCCCCUUAGAGAGCACUUCAUCUUGCCAGAACCUAUCCAGUUUGCCCAAAUGGUAGUUUUCGGUGGGGUGUUCUAUAUCAUAUGGGAGGAUACUAAACGCGUGAUAACACUUGAUCCGGAGAAGCGUACAUUCCAGAGGCUGCCUGAUCUGAACUUCAGGCAUAAAAAUAGCGGAGCGACUGUUCUGAAAGACAAGAUAUACGUAAUUGGAGGGAUGACAGAGGCUGUGGGGGCGACAGACUCACACGCCUGUUCUGUUGUGGAGUGUUUCGACCCUGAGACCAAGACGUGGACCAUUGAGGAGAAGGCGAUGUUGGAGGCCAGGGCUUGUCAUGGCUGUGUUACAGUUAACAUGUGAUACUUAGUAUUUCAAGCGAGCCUUGCUCUGGGAACAACUGGGUUUAACCCUUUACCACUUAGAUACAUAUUCGACACAUUUGUAGUCCCUUAGAAAGUUAAAUUUAAUUAAAGACCUUUCUUACUAGAUUCAAUUUUGAAGUCUUCAUUUCCAACUCUAAAA